CUCUGCCCCCGUUGGCGAGAUGGUUGAGUCCUCGUCAAGGUUGCUGUGGUAUCCCAGAAACACCAUUCACUCAGAGCUGUGACCGCGCACCAAACGUAGCAGCAACCACACUGCGCCUGGCCAAGGAAUAGCAAUUAACUACCUUCAUGUGAAUAUGAAAGCAGUUUUUAAAAAGGAGUUGUAUGCCAUGGAAUCGGAAUUGUUAGACAUUUUCAAGAAAGGAUGUAUUAAAUGUGAACAAAUGGACUUCUUCCGAGCUAGAAAAAUGGGGAUUAAAACUGGAGUUAUAUUUUGGAACCUCGUCUUUUUAUUGAUGAUCACAUGCGUACAAGGCUUUAUUUAUACCUGUGGUGGGACUAUAAAAGGAAGAAAUGGAACCAUAGAAAGUCCUGGCUUUCCAUAUGGAUAUCCAAAUGGUGCAAAUUGUACAUGGGUAAUAGUAGCAGAAGAACAAAAUAGAAUACAGAUUACCUUUCAAUCAUUUGCUAUAGAGGAAGAAUAUGACUUUUUAUCAUUGUAUGAUGGCCAUCCACAUCCUGCAAAUUUCAGGACAAGGCUAACAGGCUUCCAAAUUCCUCCUCCCAUAACAAGUACAGGAGCUGUGUUUUCCCUACGACUCACAAGCGAUUUUGCUGUAAGCGCUCAUGGGUUUAAAGUUUAUUAUGAAGAAUUACAAAGCAGUUCUUGUGGAAAUCCUGGUGUUCCCCCGAAAGGUAUUCUUUAUGGGAUGAAGUUUGAUGUCGGCGAUACGAUCCGGUACAGCUGUGUAACUGGAUAUGUUCUGGAUGGGCACAAUCAGUUAACAUGCAUUACCAACACUGCCAGUGCAGCUGUUUGGGAUUUUCCUGUUCCAAUUUGUAGAGCUGAGGACACAUGUGGUGGUACCCUAAGAGGUUCCAGUGGGAUCAUUUCAAGCCCCAAUUUCCCCAGUGAAUAUUACAAUAGUGCGGACUGUACAUGGACCAUUCUUGCAGACCCAGGAGACACCAUCUCCAUCAUUUUUACAGACUUCCAGAUGGAAGAGAAAUAUGACUACUUGGAAGUGGAAGGAUCGGAACCGCCUACAAUAUGGUUGUCAGGAAUGAAUACACCUUCUCCUAUCAUAAGCAACAAGAACUGGCUGAGACUGCAUUUUGUAACCGAUAGCAACCACCGAUACAGAGGUUUUAAUGCACAGUAUCAAGUGAAAAGGUCCAUAGAUUUUAAAUCUAGAGGAGUUAAAUUAUUCCCAGGCAAAGAAAACAGCAACAAGUUUUCUAUCUUGAAUGAAGGCGGAAUUAAACAGGCUUCCAAUUCUUGUCCUGACCCAGGAGAACCAGAACAUGGAAAAAGGAUAGGAUCUGACUUUAGUCUUGGAGCAACAGCUCAGUUCAUUUGUGAUGAAGACUAUGUGCUACAGGGGUCAAAAACGAUCACCUGCCAACGUGUUGCAGAAGUGUUUGCAGCCUGGAGUGACCACAGACCUGUAUGCAAAGUAAAAACGUGUGGGUCUAAUCUUCAGGGACCAGCUGGUACAUUUACAUCACCCAAUUUUCCAUUCCAGUAUGACAGUAAUUCCCAAUGUGUCUGGAUAAUUACUGCUGUAAACUCCAAUAAGGUAAUCCAAAUUAACUUUGAAGAAUUUGACUUGGAGAUUGGAUAUGACACAUUAACAGUUGGAGAUGGAGGUGAAGUUGGUGACCCCGGAAAGGUGCUACAAAUUCUGACAGGCAGCUUUGUGCCGGAUCUAAUAGUGAGCAUGACCAAUCAGAUGUGGCUUCAUCUUCAAGCUGAUGAGAGUGUUGGAUCAAUUGGGUUCAAGAUAAACUAUAAAGAAAUUGAAAAAGAGAGUUGUGGCAAUCCAGGGACACCUUUGUAUGGCAUCCGAGAAGGCAAUGGAUUCUCGAAUGGGGACAGUCUAAGAUUUGAAUGUCAGUUUGGAUUUGAACUUAUUGGAGAGAGGUCCAUUGUUUGCCAAAAUAACAACCAGUGGUCAGCAAAUAUACCAAUCUGCAUUUUUCCUUGUUUAUCUAACUUCACUGCACCCAUGGGAACAGUUCUUUCACCAGAUUACCCUGAAGGUUACGGCAACAACUUGAAUUGCGUUUGGCUUAUCAUCUCUGAACCAGGGAGUCGAAUUCACCUUGCUUUUAAUGACUUUGACUUGGAGUCUCAGUUUGACUUCUUGGCUGUGAAAGAUGGCGAAUUACUUGAUUCAUCAGUGCUGGGCACCUUCACUGGUGCAGAUGUCCCUUCUCACCUCACCAGUAAUAGCCACAUCUUGCGUUUAGAGUUUCAAGCAGAUCAUUCAAUGUCUGGACGAGGAUUUAACAUCACAUACAGCACUUUUGGGCACAAUGAAUGUCCUGAUCCUGGAAUUCCAAUUAAUGCUCGCCGCUUUGGUGACAAUUUUCAAUUAGGUAGUUCUGUUUCUGUCAUUUGUGAAGAAGGAUUUAUAAAAACCCAAGGAACUGAAACUAUAACUUGUGUUAUAAAUGAAAGCAAAGUAAUGUGGAGUGGGCCCAUUCCAAGAUGCGAAGCACCUUGUGGGGGGCACUUCAAUGCUCCCAGUGGUGUGAUCCUCUCACCAGGCUGGCCCGGAUAUUACAAAGAUUCCCUCAACUGUGAGUGGGUGAUUGAAGCAGAAACAGGACGUUCCAUUAAAGUAACAUUUGACAGAUUUCAGACUGAACUGAAUUAUGAUGUUUUAGAAAUUCAUGAUGGACCAAAUCUUCUGUCACCGCUUAUUGGCUCCUAUAAUGGUACACAGGUCCCUCAGUUUCUGUUUACUAGCAGCAAUCACCUUUAUCUUCUCUUUACCACUGACAACAGUCGUUCUAACAGUGGGUUUAAGAUUCAGUAUCAAAGUGUUACAGUAGAUACAUAUUCUUGUUUGGAUCCUGGGAUGCCAGUAAAUGGACACCGAUAUGGACAUGAUUUCUCAAUAGGAUCAACUGUGUCAUUUGGUUGUGACCCAGGAUAUAGGCUUAGCCAUGAAGAGCCUCUUGUGUGUGAGAAAACCCACUGGUGGAGUCACCCUCUGCCUACUUGUGAUGCAUUAUGUGGUGGUGACGUCCGAGGACCUGGUGGUACAAUUUUGUCCCCUGGCUACCCUGAGUUUUAUCCAAACUCAUUGAAUUGUACUUGGGCUGUGGAAGUUAGCCAUGGUAAAGGAGUGCAAUUCACCUUCCACACCUUUCAUUUGGAGGAUCAUCAUGACUACUUACUAAUCACAGAAAAUGGCAGCUUUACUCAGCCACUGGCACGGCUGACUGGCUCUGAACUCCCUGCAGCAAUCAAUGCUGGUCUCUAUGGAAAUUUCAAGGCUCAGUUACGCUUUAUUUCAGAUUUUUCAAUAUCAUAUGAAGGAUUUAACAUUACCUUUUCUGAGUACAAUCUUGAACCCUGUGAAGAGCCUGGUUUUCCAAAAUUUGGCAGACGGAUUGGCUAUAACUUUGGCAUCGGGGACACAUUAACAUUUUCUUGCAAUUCCGGAUACAGACUUGAAGGUUCAUCUGAGAUUAUCUGCCUUGGAGGAGGCCGCCGCAUGUGGAGCGCACCUCUGCCCAGGUGUGUGGCUGAAUGUGGAGCAUCGGUAAUCAACAAUGAAGGCAUUCUGCUGUCACCCAACUAUCCUCUGAACUAUGAAAACAAUCAUGAAUGCAUCUACAGCAUUCAAGUGCAAGCAGGGAAAGGCAUCAACAUUUCUGCCAGGACUUUUCACUUAGCACAAGGAGAUAUUUUGAAGAUUUAUGAUGGGAGAGAUAAUACUGUACAUGUGCUUGGGGCAUUCACUGGCUCUGCAAUGAUGGGACUGACGUUAAUAAGUACUUCAAAUCAUCUCUGGCUGGAAUUUUAUUCCGAUUCUGAAGUGACCAGUGAAGGUUUCCAACUUGUCUACUCUAGUUUUGAACUUUCCCAUUGUGAAGAUCCUGGAGUACCACAGUUUGGGUUCAAGAUCAGUGAUCAGGGGCAUUUUGCUGGCAGCACAAUUACUUACAGAUGCAAUCCAGGUUACACGCUUCAUGGAAGUAGCAUCCUAAAAUGCAUGACUGGAGAAAGAAGGGCAUGGGACUAUCCUCUUCCUUCCUGCAUAGCUGAAUGUGGAGGCAGAUUCAAAGGUGAAUCAUCUGGAAGAAUCUUAUCUCCUGGGUAUCCUUUUCCUUAUGACAACAACCUUCGAUGCACAUGGGUAAUAGAGGUGGACCCCGGAAAUAUUGUCAGCCUUCAGUUUCUUGCAUUUGACACUGAGGCAUCACAUGACAUCUUAAGAGUAUGGGAUGGCCCUCCAGAGAAUGAAAUGCUCCUGAAGGAAGUCAGUGGGUCUAUACUUCCAGAAGGCAUUCACAGCACACUAAAUGAGGUCACAGUCCAGUUUGAUACAGACUUCUACAUAAGCAAAUCAGGAUAUGCCAUUCAGUUCUCAAGUUCUAUUGCCACAGCCUGUCGUGACCCUGGUGUUCCUAUGAAUGGCAGUCGGAAUGGAGAUGGGAGAGAACCUGGUGACACUGUCACUUUUCAGUGUGACCCUGGCUAUGACCUACUGGGAGAGAUGAAAAUUACCUGCAUUCAGGUGGAAAAUAGAUAUUACUGGCAGCCCGGCCCUCCUGUUUGCAUAGCACCAUGUGGAGGGAAUUUGACUGGAUCCUCAGGGUUUAUUCUUUCUCCAAACUUCCCACACCCAUAUCCGCAUAGCAAAGACUGUGACUGGACAAUCACUGUAAACUUAGACUAUGUUUUAUCACUUGCAUUUAUCAGUUUCAGCAUUGAACCCAACUAUGAUUUCCUCUAUAUCUACGAUGGACCCGACAGCAACAGUCACCUAAUUGGUAGCUUUCAAGACAGCAAGCUACCAGAAAGAAUUGAAAGCAGUUCAAACUCGAUGCACUUAGCAUUUCGAAGUGAUGGGUCUGUUAGCUAUACAGGUUUUCAUCUAGAAUAUAAAGCUAAGCUUCGGGAGUCGUGUUUUGAUCCUGGUAGUGUUAUGAAUGGUACAAGGCUGGGGAGUGAUUACAAGCUGGGUUCUACAGUUACAUACUACUGUGAAGCAGGGUAUGUUCUUCAGGGACACUCAACUCUCACUUGCAUUAUGGGGGAUGAUGGGAGACCUGGGUGGAAUAGAGCUCUCCCUAGCUGCCAAGCUCCAUGUGGAGGUCGAUCAACUGGAUCUGAGGGAACUGUGUUAUCAACAAACUAUCCCCGGAACUAUAGCGCUGGGAACAGUUGUAUUUACUCCAUAUCUGUUUCAAAGGAAUUUGUUCUGUUCGGGCAGUUUGUAUUUUUCCAGACCUCGCUUCAUGAUGUGGUAGAUGUAUAUGAUGAACCAACCCAGCUGAACUCUUCGCUGCUGUCCUCACUGUCUGGUUCUCAUUCAGGAGAGUCACUCCCUUUAAGCUCAGGUAACCACAUCACCAUCAAUUUUACAGCAGUUGGUCCAGAAACUGCUCGGGGGUUUCAUUUUGUUUAUCAAGCUGUGCCACGGACAAGUGCGACCCAGUGCAGCUCUGUGCCUGAGCCAAGAUUUGGAAAGAGGAUUGGAAAUGAUUUUGCAGUUGGCUCAGUGAUUCUAUUUGAAUGCAAUCCCGGGUACACCCUAAACGGAUCUACUGCAAUUAGAUGUGAUACCGUUCCCAAUGCUCUGGCUCAGUGGAAUGACUCUCUGCCUACUUGCGAUGUGCCCUGCGGAGGAGUUUUGACUAAACGCAGAGGAACCAUUCUAUCACCAGGUUACCCUGAGCCAUAUGACAACAAUUUGAAUUGUAUAUGGAAGAUCACAAUGCCAGAGGGAGCUGGCAUUCAAAUUCAAAUUAUAAGUUUUGCUACAGAACAUAAUUGGGAUUCAUUAGAUUUCUAUGAUGGAGCAGAUAACAAUGCUCCAAGACUUGGCAGUUAUUCAGGCACAACAAUACCACAACUUCUGAACAGCACAUCGAAUAACCUGUACCUGAACUUUCAGUCUGAUAUUAGUGUGUCGGCUGCUGGAUUUCAUCUUGAAUACACAGCGAUAGGUUUAGACUCCUGCCCAGAGCCACAGACACCAAACAGUGCAAUAAAAGUCGAUGAUAGAUACAUGGUUGGAGACGUGGUGACAUUUCAAUGUGAUCAAGGCUAUUCUCUUGAGGGGCAUACCCAUAUAACAUGUAUGCCUGGUCCUGUUAGAAGAUGGAAUUACCCUGUUCCACUAUGCAGAGCCCAGUGUGGAGGUUCACUGGACGACUUUAGUGGAGUGGUUUUAAGUCCUGGUUUCCCUGGAAACUACCCCAGCAGCUUAGACUGUAUAUGGACAAUAAAGCUUCCAAUUGGUUUUGGUAUUCAACUGCAGUUUGUAAAUUUUUCCACUGAGUUAAUCCACGAUUAUUUAGAAGUGCGCAGCGGCUCUAUAGAGACUGGUACGGUGAUUGGCAGAUUUAGUGGCACUCAAGUGCCAGCCUCACUCUUCAGCACCACUCAUGAGACCAAUUUGUAUUUCCAUAGCGACACUUCCCAGAACAAACCAGGAUUUCAUGUUACAUAUCAGGCCUAUCAGUUGCAAAGCUGCCCUGAUCCCCGUCCUUUCCGGAAUGGCUUUUUGAUUGGGAAUGAUUUCAGCGUGGGACAAACUGUUACUUUUGAGUGUUUUCAUGGUUACACUUUGAUUGGAGAGGCCGCGCUGACAUGUCUCCAUGGUUUAAGUCGGAACUGGAACUAUCCUGUGCCUAGAUGUGAAGCGCUCUGUGGGGGAAACAUUACAGCAAUGAAUGGCACUAUUUACUCCCCUGGGUACCCUGAUGAGUAUCCAAAUUUUCAAGACUGCAUUUGGCUUGUUAGAGUUCCACCUGGUUAUGGGAUAUACAUCAACUUUACAGUCUUACAAACAGAACAAAUAUAUGACUUCAUUACUGUGUGGGAUGGUCCAGAUCAAAACUGUCCUCAAAUCGGUCAGUUUAGCGGAAAUACAGCACUAGAUUCUGUGUACAGCACAUCAAACCAGAACCUGAUCAAAUUUCAUAGUGACUUUACGACUGGUGGAUUCUUUGUGCUCAGUUAUCACGCAUAUCAACUGAGAGUAUGCCAGGCACCUCAUGAAGUCCUGAAUGCAGAAGUGCUGACAGAUGGCAAUGAAUUUGAGAUAGGAGACAUAAUCAGAUACCAGUGUCUGGCAGGAUUUACUCUAGUUGGUAAUGACAUUCUCACAUGUAGACUUGCAGAGCGUUUACAAAUGGAUGGACCCCCUCCUUCUUGCCAAGUGCUGUGUCAUGCCAAUGACAUGCGCUUUGAUUCUACUGGAGUCAUUCUAAGUCCUGGCUACCCUGAUAGUUACCCAAACUUACAGAUGUGUGCUUGGAGUAUCACGGUGGAAAAGGGAUAUCACAUUGCUCUGUAUUUUGAGUUCUUCCAGACUGAGAAAGAAUUUGAUAUUCUUGAAAUUUUUGAUGGGCCAAGCAGCCAUAGCCCGAUAUUGGCUUCCCUUAGUGGAGAUUAUUCUUCUUUCAACAUAACCACCACUGGUCACGAAGCCCUUCUCCGCUGGUCUGCAGAUCAUGGCACAAACAAGAAAGGGUUCCGCAUCAGAUAUGUCGCUCUUUACUGCAGCACACCCGAUUCCCCACCCCAUGGGUCAAUUGUUAGCCAAACUGGCGGGCAGCUCAAUAGUAUGGUCCGUUGGGCUUGUGAUCGAGGAUACAGACUGAUUGGGAAAAACACUGCAGUUUGUAGGAAGACACAAUAUGGAUAUUUUACUUGGGAUGGGCCAGUUCCAGCUUGCCAAGCGGUCUCCUGUGGUGUACCAAAAGCACCUAUAAAUGGAGGUGUGCUGACUACAGAUUAUUCGGUUGCUACACGUGUGAACUACUAUUGUAAUGAUGGCUAUAGACUUUCUUCUAAGGAGCUCACAACUGCUGUGUGCCAACCAGAUGGUACAUGGAGCAACCAUAAUAAAAUCCCACGUUGUUCAGUUGUUACAUGUCCCAGUAUAGGCUCUUUCACACUGGAGCAUGGGAGGUGGAGAAUUGUAAACGGCUCCCAUUAUGAAUACAGAACAAAGAUUAUUUUUAGCUGUGAUCCUGGUUAUUACCGAAUGGGACCUGCAUCUAUCCAGUGUAUGGCUAAUGGGGCAUGGAGCUGGAGAAGUGAGAGACCCCACUGUCAGAUUAUUUCUUGUGGAGAACUGCCUUCCCCUCCUAAUGGGAACAGAAUUGGUACUCAAACAACCUUUGGAGCAACAUCUAUUUUCACCUGUGACCAAGGAUACAUGCUGGUUGGCUCAUUUGUGAGAGAGUGUCUUUCAUCUGGGCUGUGGAGUGGGUCAGAGACUAGGUGCCUAGCUGGACACUGUAGCACUCCAGAACCAAUAGUUAAUGGCCAGGUGAUUGGAGAGAACUUUGGGUACAGAGACACAGUGGUAUAUCAGUGUAAUCCUGGACUUCGUUUGAUUGGCUCUUCAGUGAGGAUAUGCCAGCAAGACCACAACUGGUCUGGUCAACUCCCAGUCUGUGUUCCUAUCAGCUGCGGUCACCCUGGUAGUCCUAUUUAUGGAAGAACAAUUGGAAAUAGUUUUAAUUUGAAUGAUGUCAUCACCUUUUCCUGUAACACUGGAUAUAUUUUGCAUGGACCUACAAGAGCUCAAUGCCAAGCCAACAGACAGUGGAGCCAUCCACCGCCUACAUGUAAAGUGGUCAACUGCUCUGAUCCUGGAAUCCCUGCCAAUUCCAUUCGGGAAAGUAAAAUCGAGCAUGGAAACUUUACUUUCGGCACUGUGGUGUUCUAUGACUGCAAUCCUGGCUAUAUUUUAUUUGGUUCUUCAGUGCUAACCUGCCAGCAUGUUGGCCAUUGGGAUAAACCUUUACCUGAAUGUAUUGUGAUUGACUGUGGCCAUCCUGGUUCUCCUCCUAAUUCUAUAUUAACUGGAGACAAAUUCACGUUGGGUUUAACGGUUCGUUAUUCUUGCACUGGAGGAAGAACACUCAUAGGACAGUCAUCACGAACUUGCCAACUGAAUGGACUCUGGAAUGUACCUAUGCCACAUUGUUCAGGUGAUGUUUCAGGUACAUGUGGGGAUCCAGGCAUCCCAGCCCAUGGUAACAGAGAAGACAGUGGUUUUAAAAUCAGGAGUAAAGUACACUUCACAUGUGACACAGGGUAUAUUCUUUAUGGGUCAGCUGAGAGGAUGUGUUUUCCCAAUGGGACGUGGUCUGGAAAACAGCCAGCAUGCCAUGCUGUACAGUGUGGAAAUCCAGGAACUCCUGCAAAUGGACGGGUGUUCCGCGUCGAUGGGAUAACCUUCUCUCACUCUGUCAUUUAUUCUUGUAUGGAAGGAUAUCUACUUUCUGGUUCUUCUGUGAGACAAUGUACAGCUAAUGGGACUUGGUCUGGAAGUCUUCCUAACUGCACAAUAAUCAAUUGUGGAGAUCCUGGGAUACCAGCUAAUGGACUGAGAUAUGGCGAUGAAUUUUCUGUUGGACAGAAUAUGACUUUUGUCUGCCAACCAGGAUAUACAAUGGAACCAAAAACCUCUAAUAUUCGUACAUGCACUAACAAUGGAACAUGGAGUGGUGUAAUGCCUUCUUGCAAUGCUGUUACCUGUCUUGCUCCACCACUGAUAUCCAAUGGAAUAUUGGAAGGGAAUUCUUUUGAGUGGGGAACCAGUGUGAGCUACAGUUGCUCUCCAGGGUAUGAACUUUCUUUCCCUGCAAUCUUAACCUGCGUUGGGAAUGGAACAUGGAGCGGUGAGGUGCCUCAAUGUUUGCCAAAGUUUUGUGGAGAUCCUGGUGUCCCGAGAGAAGGGAUGCGAGAGGGAAGAAGCUUUAUUUACCAGUCAGAGGUCUCCUUUAGCUGCAAUCCUCCAUUUCUUCUUGUGGGAUCCAACACAAGAAUAUGCCAGGCAGAUGGAACAUGGAGUGGAUCCCAGCCUCGCUGCAUAGAACCUACACGCACCACAUGUGAGAACCCAGGAGUCCCAAGGCACGGAUAUCAAAACAAGACUCUGGGAUUUCAGGUUGGAAGUGUGGUUCAGUUUCAUUGUGAAAAGGGGUUUCUCCUUCAAGGAUCUACUACACGAGAGUGUCUCCCGGAUCUUACCUGGAGCGGUGUUCAAACCGAAUGCGUUCCUCACACAUGCAAGCAGCCAGAGAGUCCUCCUCAUGUUAAUGUGGUUGGAAUGGACCUGCCCUCAAUUGGAUACGCACUGCUGUAUUCUUGUCAGCCUGGCUUUUUUCUAUCAGGGGGAUCAGAGCACAGGGUCUGCAAGUCAGAUGGCACUUGGACUGGGAAAAUGCCUGUAUGUCAAGUGGGCUCCAAAUUAUCUGAGAGAACCAACAAACCUGUGGCAGGGACUCCAAGUCCUAAGUUAAAUGUUCCUGAUGAUGUGUUUGCUCCUAAUUACAUCUGGAAAGGCUCCUACAACUAUAAAGGAAAGAAGCAACCAAUGACUUUAACUGUCACCAGCUUCAACACCUCCACUGGUAGAGUUAAUGCAACUUUAACAAACAGUAACAUGGAACUGCUACUGUCAGGAGUUUAUAAAAGCCAAGAAGCACGACUGAUGUUGCUAAUGUUCCACGCAAAAGCAUCUGCUCAUUCUUCCUUGAGCAAGAUCAAAGAAGAAGAAUGGUCCAUGGAUGGUUUUGUUUCUGCUGAACCUGAUGGGGCAACAUAUGUCUUUCAAGGAUUCAUACAGAGUAAAGACUAUGGGCAGUUUGGACUUCAAAGAAUAGGUCUCAACUUGUCAGAGAGUAAUAAUUCUUCAAAUCAGCCCCAUGGUACAAAUAGUAGCUCUGUGGCUAUAGCAAUCCUUGUGCCUUUUUUCGCCCUGAUAUUUGCAGGAUUCGGAUUUUAUCUAUACAAACAGCGAACUACGCCUAAAACAGAGUACACUGGGUGUUCAGUGCACGAGAACAACAAUGGUCAAGCAGCCUUUGAAAAUCCGAUGUACGACACAAGUGCAAAAUCUGUAGAAGGGAAAGCUGUUCGAUUUGAUCCUAACCUUAACACGGUCUGCACAAUGGUAUAAUGAAGUUGGCUAAAAGGGUAAUAUAUCAAAUAUUUGUUGGAUGCUUGGAUUGCCGGAUACUCCACCUCAAAAUGGUGCACAUCCACAGAUCUAUUUAAAGCACACUUUUCAGGAACCAAUUGGUCAUGUGCAUCCAGAAAAUAAAUCAAACAAAAGUGUUUUAGAAGACUGGUUUGACAAUGAUCUUCAUGGACACUAUGGAGAGUUCUACAGCUUUGUAUCUGCACUCUAAGAGUGCUUGUUCACUGUUUUAUUUUGUCUUUUUUAAAGGGAAAAGAGAUCUUUAAAAUCUACCUGCAUAAAUUUGAGGAGCAUUCACCACCUAUAUUUUUGUGCUAUAUAAUACCACUUGGGCUGGGUUUGGGUAAAAAGGCUAUAAACAGAGUUUAUAAACUAAAGAUAUUCACUGAAAUUUGAAAAUAGAUGCACAAAUUUAUGUAACAUUAAGUUUCCUUAUUUUCUCAUUUGAUUUUUUUAAAUUGUUAUAAUUUCUUUCAUAUUUAUUUUUCACACCAAAUAUGUUCAUCGUAACAAACAAAAAGUUUUGGUUUGUAUUUCGUCACAUUUUAUGCAUGGCGUAUCUUGCACAUUCUACUAACAAUUUUAUAGUACAGAACUGAUAAACAAUGUUAUACAGUAUGUUUGGUAGUUGCAAAUGUUGGCUUAGUAUAUUUCUAUGCCUAAUAAUCUUUGCAUUACUGUUUUAAAGUAAGAUUUGUUGAACACUACCCCAUUUUGAAUGUUUGUAAUGAGCAUUUUAUUAUUAUCGUAAUUAUAUUUCCCUACUUUUAGUGCUAAGAUAAUUGCUUUGACAUGACCUUAUUUAUAGUAACAGGUAGUGUAUGCAUUCUGCGUAAAGGCUUUGACAAGGUGUAGUUAUUUUUCACACACAAACACACAAAAAAUAAAAUAAAAUCUGUUUUAAUCAGGAUCUGUAGCCCCUGGACUAUCAGGAGAUGCAUCAUUAAGAAUCUCAACUAUUUUUUAUUAUAAAAGCAUUGGCAUCUGGCUGGUAGGGGUAGUUUUCACAAUCAGUGUUAUACAUGACAGGGUUUAACAUCAGAAUGUUAAAAGCAUACGCAAUUAUUUGAUUUAUAGUAUAAUUUAAGAUAAAUGUACGUAUGUUUUGUUUAGUUGUCGUUUAAGAAAGUAAUACGCUGAUGUGUGAAAUAAAUGAUCACAGUGCCUUUUUAAAACAGACAGAGCAGACCAUGUUGCAGUUAUUUAAUUAGAAAGUUGCUUGUUUAAACAUUGUUCCAGGUGACAUUACAUGCUGCAGUUACCAUUACUCCAUUGUUUAGCAAUGUAUUCAGUGAUAUCAUUCUUAAUGUCCGCCUUACUAGACUUUAAAUUUACAAAUAAUUACAUUAUUUAUACUGUCACUGUCUAUGCGGAGAAUUCAUAUAUUUCUCACCUGGGUGAAAGGAAUUGUUAUGAAUAUGAGUACCAUUUUACACAGUGCCUACCAAAAAUCACAAAACCCAGGAUUGCUGCUCAGAAUUCAUUGUUUUAUUCUAUAAACACGUAAUUAAUGUAUUCAGCUUCACCACAUUUAUGGUUUGCAUAUUUAUACAGUUUUCUUAUAAAAUUGCUUUCACUUAACAAGGAUGAUGUUUGUGUUUCUGGUGUCUUAUAUAUUUUACCCCUAGCUGUUCUUUAUAUAAAUGACUGCAAUAAUUACAAAUCACCCAUAAUGUCUUGGAAUGAACACGUUCAAUUGAAUUAGAAAACGAUUUGCAGUACAGCUGGGUACUCCUAUUAUGUUAAUGGAUAAAAACAAAAAC
Polyodon spathula (Mississippi paddlefish) is the source of this 12750-nucleotide messenger RNA. RefSeq names its product CUB and sushi domain-containing protein 3. The record is from RefSeq and is a predicted model, not a curated record. The coding region runs from base 155 to 10966 and encodes 3603 amino acids. NCBI's taxonomy places the organism in Eukaryota, Metazoa, Chordata, Actinopteri, Acipenseriformes, Polyodontidae. The transcript has 70 exons.